UAUGCAUGUAGGUUUAUAAUCGCACCAUCCAGAAAUAUCAUAGAGCAAACUAAGGAACUUUUUCUUAACUAGUCCGGCGGGACAAGUCCAUUGGCUCGCCACUUAUAAACACAGCACCUUCUUUACUGAAAAAACACCCGGAUUCCCCCCCCCCUUCCCCCCCGCGCGCCUUGAAGACACCACGGUCGAGCAUGCAUUUGCACGGAACCUCAAGUCCUUCAUUCUGAAGUAAUUAUGUUAACAUUUCUCCUUUUCUGAAAAAAGAAGCCGGAAGGGCGACGGGCUGACUUGCUGGACUAAAUGUGAGUGGUGGGCUAAGGCGCCCCCGAGAGACGCAGCUCAGUCCCAGCCAAGCCAUUUCCCCGGCCCAGGGAAGGGUCCAAAACCUCCGCGAGGGGCACCAAAGACGACGCUGCGAGGGGCGCCUGGACAGUUACGACUCAAAGCGUGUUUUUUGAAGCUUUCGGCUAUCAGACGGCUCCGACGCUGCUGGGACGGUGGGUCACUCAAGCGUCAAGGGGAGCGAACUAGGUGAGCUUCGCGUGGUAUUCACGCCCCUGCGUUAUACGUGUGAACAACUGAAGUUGUUUCUUGACGCGAGUCAGACUUUGCUCGUCGUCAGAGCCGCUUCUCUGGCAUGCAUGGACCUCAAACAAAGAUGGCAACACUCUUCCUCCUUGAAUUUGCUGAGCCCUUCGCCCUCAAUAAAUAUGGCUCCACUAUGGGUCCAGUUUGCGAGAAAAUGUGCCUCUCCCUCUUUUCAUUCAGAGGCCACUCAGCCAAUCGGCGGCCGCCAACUCUCCUGUCCCGAAAGCAGCUUGGCCAACCAGGCAACGUAGCGUGGAGUCCUCAAGCAGAGUGGACCAAUGGCGGCCCGCGAUGAGGAAAAGGAAGGGAAUGGCAGCCAAUGGACUGGCGCGUGGGCGGUCAGAGUGUCGUCCAGGUGCCGGCUGCGAAGGGGCUCAGUGGCUGAGGUGGGCUCCGAGAGGGAGGAUGCGGGCGGCCAACGGGCUCUGGGCGGCGCUGGCCUUAAUGCUGCUCCCGGGCAGCAGCCGAGCUCUGCGAGAAGGCGACUGUGAAGUAUGUCUGUCAUUCAUGGGAAGAUUCUACCAAAGCUUAAAGGACAAGAAUGCUGAAUUCACACCAAACAGUAUUGAAAAAGAGCUUUUGAAAUCCUGUAAAGAGGCAAAAGGCAAAGAGAACCGGCUGUGUUACUACAUUGGAGCAACCAGUGAUGCAGCCACUAAAAUCAUUAAUGAGGUAUCAAAACCUUUGAGUAAUCACAUUCCUGUUGAAAAGAUUUGUGAGAAGCUGAAGAAGAAAGAUAGUCAGAUCUGUGAGCUGAAGUAUGAUAAACAGAUUGACUUGAGCACUGUGGACCUGAAGAAGCUGAGAGUCAAAGAACUGAAGAAAAUUCUAGACGAUUGGGGUGAAACGUGUAAAGGCUGUGCUGAAAAAUCGGACUACAUUCGCAAAAUCAAUGAACUGAUGCCGAAAUAUGCACCAAAGGCAGCCAGUUCAAGGACAGACCUCUGACCACUGUAGUGGCCUCUAGCACAUUAGCACAUCACACACAAACUAUGUUAAUCUUUCUAUUUUCUUUACGGAAAACUGUUUUGUAACUUAUUAAACUGAGUUUGAAAUGUCAGAUUGAAGCGGUUCUUGCAAUGCUGGUUCAACUGCCUCAUGCCUUUAGUUAUCAUUUCUCUUGUCAGUGGUUUAUGCUAAGAUGUCAACAUAUGUAUGGAAUUUUUAAAAUAAAAUUAAGAAAUCCA
Molecule: messenger RNA, 1775 nt
Organism: Heteronotia binoei (common prickly gecko)
Lineage: Eukaryota; Metazoa; Chordata; Lepidosauria; Squamata; Gekkonidae
Gene: MANF
Product: mesencephalic astrocyte derived neurotrophic factor
Exons: 4
Coding region: 880-1536 (218 amino acids)
Biological process (GO): dopaminergic neuron differentiation; neuron projection development
Cellular component (GO): endoplasmic reticulum
Source: RefSeq, a predicted model, not a curated record